ACGGCCAUUUGCGGACCAACAAUCAAAUAAAAGGGACACACUUUCCAAUCCAGCUUUGUCCUCCAAGGUUCAUCCCCUUUCUUUCUCACCUCAGCACUUUUUGCAAAGUUGCUAGGAAAGAGCUUGGCUAUAGUGCGGCAGCAACUCGGUAGCUGGACGAGAGAAAAAUUGAGGAGGAGGAGUAACGAGGGCACAUUGCUCCCAUUUCCCAUGGCUAAUCGACUCUGGUAUUCGUGGGCGCUCCAACUUCUAGUAGUAAUGGUGGUAAGCCAGGGUCACAGUGGGUGCUGGUGCUACCAGUACAAGGUGGGAGAUCUCAACUCCUGGGGAGUACCCCUCCCCUCCAAUACCCACGUUUACGCCCUCUGGUCUCAGAAGUAUCACUUCCGCCUUGGCGAUUCCCUCUUGUUUCUCUACCCGCCGAGCCAGGACUCGGUGAUCCAGGUGACGGAGCGGGCGUACAACAGCUGCAGCUUGGUGGAUCCGAUAAAGAAGAUGAACGACGGCAACUCGGUGUUUAAUCUGACGGCGCCCGGGAUCUACUAUUUCAUUAGUGGUGUCCCGGGGCACUGCCAGAAGCUCCAGAAGCUCGCGAUCGCCGUCCCUUCCGCCAAUGGCACCUUCUUCCCGCCGGCGGAGGACGCGCCGCCGCCGGGGAAGUCCUCCGCGCUGCCGGCUACUUCGCCGUCAUAUCCAUCGUCUUCGGCCCCUCCCCACCGGAGGGAUCGGGGGCGGUGUCUGUCGGGGCUUCCACGGCCGUUGGAUGGGUUGUCGGUUUGGUUCUCCUGUGCCUCUUGUGAGAGAAAAACGGGGAUCUAGGUUCUUUUUUUUUUUUUUGGUUUGGUGACGUUCGAAGUUGGAUCUAGAUUUUCCUUAUCUCGAUUUCUCAGUACUUAUGUAAUGUUUAAUUUCUUAGUUGAUGGUUUGAGUUGGUAUUCUUAGCUUCGUCGGGCGAGGUUGUGAAACGGUUAAGGUUAUUAAUAAUUUUUUUAUAA
Phoenix dactylifera (date palm) is the source of this 995-nucleotide messenger RNA. The record is from RefSeq and is a predicted model, not a curated record. Lineage: Eukaryota; Viridiplantae; Streptophyta; Magnoliopsida; Arecales; Arecaceae.